This is a messenger RNA of Alternaria alternata, 1108 nucleotides long. RefSeq lists its product as hypothetical. The transcript has a single exon. The record is from RefSeq and is a predicted model, not a curated record. Bases 96 to 962 code for a protein of 288 amino acids. Lineage: Eukaryota; Fungi; Ascomycota; Dothideomycetes; Pleosporales; Pleosporaceae.
ACAUCAACUCGACGGAACUCCUCGAACACGGCUACAAAUCAACCACAUUCGAUUUACCCUCCGACAAGACUCGCAAAGUAGCGAAAUCAAACGAGAUGGCGACAGCAUAUUACUUCGCAGCGCACUUCAACAUGCCCGGAAACCAUGCGAUGAACGAGCCCUGGUUCCCUGCCACUACGUUUUACAAUGUGUCGCCGCUAUCGCCUGUUCUGAUCGGGCAAGCGGAAGCCCAGAUCCAGCCUACUCUGUCAACACAACUCGCGACGACAACGACAAGAACAACAACAACAAUGAGAAAUAAUGGAACAAACAACCAAUCGACUUCCAUCUUUUUCCGUCUUCCAGCGGAAUUACGCAAUCAAAUCUACGAAGAGCUCCUCUGCCCCAACACACCACAUCACAAAAAUCUAGCCACGUAUUCUACGCCAUCGAAGCCACCAGCUGUUUACCCAGCUAUCCUUCAAACAUGUCGCAAGGUACAUGAAGAAGCCCAAGAUCUUCUUUACACAACACAUGUCUUCCACGCCCACCGGUCCCUCUUGACCGCUCUGCCACAUCUGAUCUGCCCAGAGAAGCCAAUCUUGUCUCAAUCUGGCAUCGCAAAGAUCAAUCGCUGGCAACUUGAACUACGUCUGGAUAUCGAUCCCCGGUUCACUAGCAGUCAAGCUACGGCCGCAUUCUCCGGUGCUGAGUUUUUAGAAGUGAAGGUUUGGCAGAGCAUGUUUGAUGGGGCUGAUAACUCGCACUUAAGACUGUUCACUGGUGUGAGAGGAGUAGGGGUUGCGAAGGUUACCGGUUGUGAUGAUGAGGGGUUAGCGAGGUGGUUGGAGGCGAGGAUGAUGAUGCCGAUUGAGCAGGAAGUAAAGAAUGAAGGGGGCUGUUGUCAGUGUGGCAAUAAGGUGGGUGGGGACAUGACAUGGUUUGGUGCGGCCAGAGAUCCUUGGACCUUUGGAAACAGAUAGAAAGAAGGUGGAAAGUGUUGGGUCAAGAAUAGACGGCGACACGGAAAUGGUCAUUUAGGUGGAGUGAUUUGUGUGGUAACUUCGUUAUUGGUAGAUGUCCAAAUAUAGAGCACUUUGAAUAGAGAAUCGAACAAUUACUUGCUCAG